This is a messenger RNA of Cucurbitaria berberidis CBS 394.84, 678 nucleotides long. RefSeq lists its product as uncharacterized. NCBI's taxonomy places the organism in Eukaryota, Fungi, Ascomycota, Dothideomycetes, Pleosporales, Cucurbitariaceae. The transcript is spliced from 4 exons. The record is from RefSeq and is a predicted model, not a curated record. Bases 1 to 678 code for a protein of 225 amino acids.
AUGCUCCUCUUCACUCUCUUGUUCGCCUUCAUCUCACUCGCUGCGAGCCUCACACUCAACAAGACCGACGGCACGACUCUUGUCCUCGGCGACGAGCCCAUGAUCGUCGACCUCAGCGAUGUCAUCAUGCCGCUGCCUGAAAUGGCACCCGAUCCCAUCAUGUCCGUACACCUACUUCCUCAGCAAAACGCGUUACUCUCAACUUCGGUUCACGUGAAAAUUAACACGCUUAGCAACUCUAGCGAUAUCGGGUCUACGGAUGCGGGAGGCGAACCUGUGUAUAUGAUCCAGUUCUACAAGGACACGCACCACAAGGGCAUUCAAGGCGUGACUCAGAGUUGCGACAUGCCUCUUAACAGGCAAUGCCGUCGAACAGACAGUUGGUCAGUAUCUACGCACAUCAAGCCGCAGCAGUCACAGCAAUGGAAACGAAAACAGCAUCGUCCAAGUUCUAACAGCAGCACAAGGUUCCCCGAUAUCUCCUCCCUCUCCUUACAGGGCUGCCGCUACGGCCAACUCAAUUAUGGGGUUCCAUUCGGGUGUUUCUUCUGGGAUACUUCGAAUUGCGAUCGCUCACCAGGCAAGAACUCCCUUUGGCUUACUUACGGAGUCGAUGACCUUGGUGCGCUUAAAUGGGAUAAUCGCAUUCGUGCUUACGAGUGUCAUGCUACCAAGUAG